Botrytis sinoallii is the source of this 789-nucleotide messenger RNA. RefSeq lists its product as uncharacterized. The record is from RefSeq and is a predicted model, not a curated record. NCBI's taxonomy places the organism in Eukaryota, Fungi, Ascomycota, Leotiomycetes, Helotiales, Sclerotiniaceae. The transcript has a single exon. Bases 1 to 789 code for a protein of 262 amino acids.
AUGUCUCACCAUGAAAAGUUCUGGCGCGGCGACGACGACGGCAAAAAAGGCAAAAAGCAGGCUCGUCCUCCCGCCAGACAAUACAAUGAGCGAGGACCCUGGAAUACCGUGAGCCACGCUCUCGGCGUCUAUGUUUCUCCCGUGCAUAAAUAUUCCAUACAUGUAUAUCUUAUUUUCCAUCGAUUCGAUAACAUGCCGUCUGGAAAAUUCGUCGCGACGAUGUCGUUUCGCACGAUGUAUAAUGAUUUUAGGGGUAUGAAGACAAUGGAUCUUUCGCCCGCUUCCGAGGAUGCGGAUCCGCUAUUUGAUGAGAAUGGAGGGGAUUUGAGCGGGGUGAUGGUCGCGAGGAGGACGUUUGCUUGUAAGAUUGGGUGGACGAAGAGAUUUGAGGAGAAAGAUAGUGUGUAUUUGCGGGUUGCAAGAUGUUUGCCAUUGCCAAUAAGGCCGGAGGGGAUGAAUGAUGAAGAGUGGGAGGAGGUGAGACCCAAGGGGCCAAGACCUAGGACGGAAUGGGUUUUAGAAGCUAUUAGGGCGUUGAGGGAAGAUAGACAUUGGGAGAGUUUGCCGAUAAUACAGUUCCAGGCGAGGCAUGAUGAAGUGAAAGAGGUAGCGGGAAGAAAGAGGCGGGCAAUUGGUUUAAGAUCAAGGUCCUCGUUCGACAUGGAACAGGCGAGGUGCUUGGAUAAGAUUAUGAAUGAUGUCGGGACGGUUUUGUAUUCUAAACGUGAGGAAGAGUUGGAGAAGAACCCGGGAAGACGUAGAAGAAGGGGGAUUGACGCAGGGUUUUAA